Molecule: messenger RNA, 978 nt
Organism: Drosophila hydei
Lineage: Eukaryota; Metazoa; Arthropoda; Insecta; Diptera; Drosophilidae
Product: UPF0692 protein CG33108
Exons: 4
Coding region: 153-962 (269 amino acids)
Source: RefSeq, a predicted model, not a curated record
UUUUGACGGUCUCUAAAACUCAUUCGUUUUUUAAGCAAGUUGGCAUGAUCAUAUUAAAAAAGUGUUGCCAAUCACUUUAAAUCAGCUGUUGACUUCGUAUUGAAUGUUUCUUAGUUCCGUGCAAUAAUUUAGUGACUGAAUUCUGGUCCAAAAUGUCGGAAUCCGCGUCUGUUUCGCCAUUCCCGCCGCCCCCGCCACCGGCGAUAACGAAUAGUUGCCGGACAUUUUCAGAAAAAGAUAGCGUAACCAUUGCUGCGGUUCGAAUAACGACCAACGAUGAGUGCAGCUGGGCAACGGACUAUCCGGACCUGCAGAAAGGUUGUUUUCUUAGUCGUGUAUGCCAAUACACACAACCCAAGAGAUGCCAAUAUACUAUCAUCUCAAGCAUCCUACAAAUAGGGCCCACCUGUGGAUUAACAGCUCUAAGUAUGUUACUUAAUGGGCAGACAACAGCUACGGAAUUGCUUGCAGAUGCCAGUACACAAAAGUACACAAAAAAUGGUGAAAUGUUCAGUGCUCUAUAUUUAUUCGAAUUGGUGAAGAAGCAUAUAAACAGCCCAUUAGAAUGCCAAUUUCACGAAGGCUCUUUAGAUUGUGAUAAGAUCAAGGACCAACUGUAUGCUGGAGCGUGUUUAUUGGUUCCGUAUGAUGCCGACGUCAAUCAUGCGCCCUGCCAAAGAUCUGGCCACCGCGCUCACUGGGCACUUAUUGUGGGAUACCUAAUUGAUGAUCAGAAUGAGUUCUACGUGGUGGCACGCCAUGGUAAGACACGUAACCUAGCUGUUUGGUCCUUGGUUGCCUUAAGCGAUAGCAAUGCCAAUCUUGUGGAAUUUGCGCAUCCUAAGGGUCACGAAGACCUCACAUUUCUUUUGCCCCCUGGCGGCAUUGACGGUGACCUAGGACUGAGAAAGCGCUCAAUUGUAGUCACCAAUCUGCCAUAUCAAAUGGUUCAAGUCUUUUAAUGCUAUAAUUGUAAUG